GGACCAAUCUUUAUGAGAAACAUAACAGAAACUUAUAUUCUUCCACAGAUUUAGCAUCUCUUCUGGACUUCAUCUUAAAACCCAUGGAAUCAAAUAGAGCUAUCACAACCAUUUGUAUUCUCCUUUGUCUCUUUCUCUCGGCCAGCUUCUUCACUUAUUCUGUAGAUGCAAGAAAACUUGUGGGACUUGAGAGAGAAUCAAAGAAGAAGUCAAAGAAGCUGAUCAUCAAAGCAUUAAAACAUACAUCAAUGUUAGAGAAAAUGAUGACACAACUCAAUCUAGCUCAGCCUUUGUAUUACUCAACAACAUCCUGCAACACUCAACCUAAUAGUGUUAGUGCAACUCUCACUCUAUCUCCCUAUGUUCCACUUGCCCCACUGUCAGUUCCCGAAAAUGCCUCUCCUUUUUGCGUCAAUCCUCCAAAUACUCCUCUAAACUCACCUCCUUCCUCCUCCUACCCUGAACUUAGCCCACCUCCAGGCCCAAUCAAUGUACCUAACCCAGCUGAAUCAUCUUCUAAUCCGAACUCGAACCCAAACACACCUGACUCCACCUCAAACCCAAACCCAAACUCAAUUCCAAACCCACCUGAAACAUCCUCCUCUAACCCGAACCCACCUGUUACCGUUCCUAACCCACCCGAAUCAUCUUCUAACCCAAACCCACCAGAAUCAUCGUUAAACCCCAACCCACCCGUUACAGUCCCAAACCCACCGGACAUUUCCAGUCCAAACCCGCCAGAGACAGUUCCUAGCCCUUCAGUACCAGGCCCAUCAGGACCCAUUUCAGGCCCACCUUACUCCGAGCAAGGCCCAUCAACCCCGACCGACACUCCUACACCGUCUGGUAAUAUUCCAACCCCAUCAUCAGGGUUUUUACCUCCGAUCGUCUAUCCGCCUCCUAUGGUACCACCGCCACCAAGCGUGACUCCGACCUCGGCUUACUGGUGCGUUGCUAAGCCUUCAGUGCCUGACCCAAUCAUCCAAGAAGCACUGAAUUUUGCAUGUGGGUCAGGCGCUGAUUGCCAUUCAAUUCAGCCCAAUGGGGCAUGCUUUAAACCCAAUACAUUGUGGGCCCAUGCUUCAUACGCCUUCAAUAGCUAUUGGCAGCGGACCAAAGGUUCUGGUGGGUCGUGCUCGUUCGGCGGCACCGGCAUGCUUGUCACCGUCGACCCAAGCUUUAAUGGGUGCCAUUUUGAUUUCUUCUAAAGUUCUAAUGCAUGAAGAUGAAGACGUCUCUCGUUUUUUAAUUUAUUUUUCAUGUGGAUACGAAUAAUAUCAACUAUGUUUUGAUACAUAUACUAU
Messenger RNA from Brassica oleracea var. oleracea, 1304 nucleotides. Its product is annotated as leucine-rich repeat extensin-like protein 5. Lineage: Eukaryota; Viridiplantae; Streptophyta; Magnoliopsida; Brassicales; Brassicaceae. The record is from RefSeq and is a predicted model, not a curated record. The coding region runs from base 84 to 1208 and encodes 374 amino acids. The transcript has 4 exons.